CAACCCCCUAGUGGCCGCAGGUUGGCGGAGAGGGGCGCGGGGCGCAGGUAACCCGGCGGGAGACGGCUUCGGGGCCAUCCUCCCCCCACAAAAUGCCUGAGGGCCCUGAGCUGCAUCUGGCCAGCCAGUUUGUGAACGAGGCAUGCAGGGGGCUGGUGUUUGGCGGGUGUGUGGAGAAGUCACCCAUCAGCCGCAACCCCGAGGUGCCCUUUGAGAGCAGUGCCUACUACAUCUCAGCCUCAGCCCGUGGCAAGGAGCUCCGAUUGACACUGAGCCCCCUGCCUGGGGCCCAGCCCCCACAGGAGCCACUGGCCCUCAUCUUCCACUUCGGCAUGUCUGGAUCCUUCCAGCUGGCACCCAGCAAUGCACUACCACCCCAUGCCCAUCUGCGCUUUUACACGGCUCCUCCUGGUCCCCAACUCACCCUCUGCUUCGUGGACAUCCGCCGCUUUGGCCACUGGGAGCUCACGGGCGAGUGGCAACCAGGCCGCGGGCCAUGCGUCUUGCUGGAGUAUGAACAGUUCAGACUGUGUCCCUCCAGGGAGAAUGUGUUACGAAACCUAGCAGACAAGGUCUUUGACCGGCCCAUCUGUGAGGCCCUCUUGGACCAGAGGUUCUUCAAUGGCAUUGGCAACUAUCUGCGGGCAGAGAUUCUAUACAGGCUGAGGAUACCCCCCUUUGAGAAGGCCCGCACUGUUCUGGAGGCACUGAAGCAGCACAGGCUGGCGGCAAGGGCUAUGGGCAAGCGAGAGGGGAGGAGGAUUUUGCACCCUUUCGAGCCUGGCUGCGGUGCUAUGGCAUGGUGGGCAUGCGCUCCCUGCGGGACCGGCACGGCCGUACCAUCUGGUUCCAGGGGGAUCCUGGACCUCUGGCACCCAAAGGGGGCAAGUCCCAUAAGAAGAAAUCCAGCGGAGCACAGCGGGGUCCUGAGGAUGGAGUGGAGGAUCAUCCACCCCCAAGCAAGGCCCCUUCCAGGACACGAAGGGCAUGGAGAGGCCUUCCUGAGCAAACAACAGCCCAGCAGCCUGAGGGGACCAGCCUCCAAGACCCAAAAGUCCCCCCAGUCACUGAGAAAGGGAAGAGGAGAGGGCGAAGGGCCAACUCAGGUGGGCCUUCCUGAGCAUUUUCCUCUGGAGAUGGAAGGGGCAUCACCAAACGGGGCUUUCCAGAAGGAAAGGAUGGCAGUACGGGCAGAGGUUACUUGUGGAAAGGAAGGCUGUCCGGGCAAUCUUCAACCUGGGGUCUGAGUUGCCACCUCACCUGUCCUCCCCACAGGCUGCUGCAGACCUUAAAAGAUAAAGACUGCCAUCCCAUCUUUGGAGCCUGAGGAGACCUCAGCCUCUUAGCAGGAGGAUCUCCUUGCUUGCACCUAUCCCUUCCCGCUGCCUUGCCCUGGAUCUGGGGCCUUGUGUGGCUUUCUAGAAGCAUGCAACAGGUUAAAGGGGCUAGAUGCCUGUGACCUUGUGGCUGUUCCCCACAUAACUAUGUUUUUAAUUGUACCCACCAUCCCCAUUUUUUAAGCCCAUGUGAAAAAUGCUGUAUUUUUAAAAAUAUAAAUUGGUAAACUUC
Myotis brandtii (Brandt's bat) is the source of this 1569-nucleotide messenger RNA. RefSeq names its product nei-like DNA glycosylase 1 (gene NEIL1). The record is from RefSeq and is a predicted model, not a curated record. The transcript is spliced from 8 exons. Gene Ontology annotation, cellular component: nucleus. Gene Ontology annotation, molecular function: damaged DNA binding; DNA N-glycosylase activity; DNA-(apurinic or apyrimidinic site) endonuclease activity. NCBI's taxonomy places the organism in Eukaryota, Metazoa, Chordata, Mammalia, Chiroptera, Vespertilionidae. Bases 93 to 1247 code for a protein of 384 amino acids. Gene Ontology annotation, biological process: base-excision repair.